Messenger RNA from Closterium sp. Yama58-4, 1806 nucleotides. The record is from the annotation of a GenBank genome assembly. Lineage: Eukaryota; Viridiplantae; Streptophyta; Zygnematophyceae; Desmidiales; Closteriaceae.
AUGGCGUCGCUUAACGUCGCCAGCGCCAAUGCCGCGGCCCGCUUGGGGUCGCGCCAGUCCAUCCGCGGGGCGAGAGUGCAGGGGGUGCAGAAUGGGUGCAAGAUGGCCAUGACGGCCACUGUAGCUCGCCCGUCCGCGUCGACUGAUGCGAAGAAGCACAAGAUGGUAACCAAUCAGCGGGCUCACACCAUCAGCCCCGAGAGACUGGAGCUCGUGCAGUCGCUCGAGGGCUGGGCGGAGGAGGCGCUCCUUCCGCUUCUCAAGCCCGUCGAGUCGUCGUGGCAGCCAUCCGACUUCCUCCCGUCCCCUGAGAAAGAGAGCUUCAUCGACGAAGUCAAGGAGUUGCGCGAGCGGGCGAAGGAGUUACCCGACGAGUAUUUCGUCUCGCUCGUCGGCGACAUGAUCACGGAGGAGGCAUUACCGACGUACCAGACGAUGCUCAACACGCUGGACGGCACGCGCGACGAGACGGGCGCCAGCCCGACCCCGUGGGGAAUUUGGACGCGGCAGUGGACGGCGGAGGAGAAUCGCCACGGCGAUCUGCUCAACCGCUACCUCUACCUCUCGGGCCGCGUCAACAUGCGCGCCGUGGAGAAGACGAUCCAGUACCUCAUUGGAUCCGGCAUGGACCCCAAGACGGAGAACAACCCGUACCUUGGCUUCCUCUACACGUCGUUUCAGGAGCGCGCGACGGCCAUCUCGCACGGCAACACGGCGCGGCACGCGGUGGUGAAGGGGGAGAAGAACCUGGGGCGCAUCUGCGGGCUGAUCGCGGCGGACGAGAAGCGGCACGAGCGCGCGUACCAGGCGAUCGUGGGCAAGCUGUACGAGCUCGACCCCAACGGCGCCAUGCUCGCCUUCGAAGACAUGAUGAAGAAACAGAUCGUGAUGCCCGCGCACCUAAUGUACGACGGGGAGAACGACAAGCUCUUCGACGCGUUCACCAUGGUGGCGCAGCGCACGGGCGUGUACACGGCCAAUGACUAUGUGAGCAUCAUCGAGCACCUCAUCGCCAGAUGGAACGUUGAGAAGAUUGAGGGGCUUGAUGCUGACGGUCGCAGGGCUCAGGAGUAUGUGUGCAAGCUGCCGCCGCGCAUCCGCAAGCUGGCCGAGCGAUCAGCGGACAAGCUCAAGAAGGCUGGACCUAAAACGGGCAAGUUUAGCUGGGUGUUCAACCGGGAGAUAUACAUCAUGGCGCAUGCUGACGUGGACCAGGUAGACUACGGCGCGGACGAUGACGAUCUCGAGCUCGCCAUGGAAGAGGACGACGCCGGAGCCGCUCCCGUCGCCGCGGCGCCUGCGCCUAAGCUUAGAUCCACGAUUGCUGGCGGAACAGCGGCCGCGGCAGCAGCGGCAUCAGCGGCGGCGGCGGAGGCGCGGCGGACGAAGGGGCGCGGGUUCCGCGAGGCCAUGGACGUGGAGCGCGACGGCGGCGACCGCGUGGGGGGACGCGCGUUCGAAUCGCUCGACGCUUCUGGCGGGCCGGGGCCCCAACGAUCGGUGGAGGGGUGGAUCGUGCUGGUGACGGGGGUGCAUGAGGAGGCACAGGAGGACGAUGUGCAUGAGAUGUUUGCAGAGUUUGGAGAGAUCAAGAACCUGCACCUCAACCUCGAUCGACGCACAGGGUUCGUUAAGGGCUACGCACUGGUGGAGUAUGAGAGCAGGCAGGAGGCAUCAGCGGCCAUUGAGAACCUUAACGGUGCAGAGCUGCUCACCCAACCCAUCGCUGUCAACUGGGCUUUUACCACGGGGCCACGGGGGAAACAGGGUGGCAGAAGGGAAAGGAGAAGCAAGCCAAGAUAUUAA